Molecule: messenger RNA, 2294 nt
Organism: Exaiptasia diaphana
Lineage: Eukaryota; Metazoa; Cnidaria; Anthozoa; Actiniaria; Aiptasiidae
Product: DNA damage-regulated autophagy modulator protein 2
Exons: 2
Coding region: 112-957 (281 amino acids)
Source: RefSeq, a predicted model, not a curated record
GGGACUAUUAUAUUCGACAUUUAGUUGCGGCAAAACGAGCUUGGCCGCCUAACUUCUCUCGCCUUUGCUUGAAUAGUAUCACUGAUGACUAGGGCUAGAACAAGUUGACAAAUGGGUUUCCCGAAACCUGGCUUAGGCUGGCUGCCAGUCUUAUGGUCGUUGUUCGCGGGAAUAGCCAUUGCCKUAUGUUACUCCAUCGCUGCAUCCAACAAGCACAUAUACCCCUUUGUACCCGCGAUAAGUGACACUGGGUUAAAGAUUCCAGAGAAUGCAAUCUUUGCCGAAAGCUUCAACUUUAUAGCUUAUUCCGUGCUUGUACUUAUGGUCAUCCGUUAUUUCCAAGUCAGGGAGAUACUCUURACUGGAGCCGUCGAAGAAGCGCCAAAAGAAACCAUGCUCAAGAAUCUAAAUCGCGGUUCUGUCGUCCUUGGCUCUUUUGCUGCCUUGGGAGCGACUUUAGUUGGCAAUUUUAAGUCUGAAAGGGAACAUCAUUCCAUGAUGGUUGUUCAUGACUUUGGCAGUAUUUUACUAUUUGCUGGUGGUGCCUUCUACUUCUGGGCUCAGACGAUCUUGACCUACCACUUCGCUAAAGCUGGUCUCAACUCAACGUGCAUGUUUGGUUUCCGUCUCGCUAUAACCGUUCUCAUGACUAUAUGUGGCAUCGUGUUCUUCGUGGCUGAAAUCCCUGCUUACAGGCAAUUCUUACUCAGUGGAACUAAGCGUACCAUCCAACAAUGGCGACCAGAAGACGGGGGGUACACGCUACACGUCGUAAGCAAUGUCAGUGAGUGGAUAGGAGCGUCCUGUUUUACAAUAGUAAUCUCGACGUUUUAUGGCGAAUUCCAGAAAAUAUCACUAAGCGUGAACUGUAGCUUGGAUGGCUAUCAAGGGCUUGCAAAAUAUUCUACAUUUGGACGAAUUAAUGGGGACAAUGGCGGUAACGAGAGCGAUGAUUAAACAUUGAUAUACACCUAUAAGAACGUUGAUAUUGGACAAUGGUCCAUGUGUAAGAUGUUGUGAUUUGUAAGAAGUCGUUAACCUGAUAGUCAAUUGUUAUAAAGAUUCUUGUAUGUCGCUAAUAUAUUGAAAACUAGUUAACUUGCAGAAUUGAAUUUAGGUCAAAUCAGUUACACACUGCAAAUUGGACUACUUUCACAAUACCAACUAUUCUCAGGUCGACAUUCUCCAUUAUCAACGUUGACUGGAACUGGUGUACAUAACCACGAUUUCAGGUAGUCCUUGCUCUUGAAAUCGAGGUUGAUAGGUAAUGAUUACACAUAUCUGGACUUAUCAUCGACAAACGUGAACGUUCUGUAGAAAGCAUUCAGUUUGGUACAGUGUCCAGGUAAUGUCCAGAAUUGUGUAACCAAGGGGUUGGUAUUGCUUUUCAAAUGAACUUUAUUUAUGAAAUGGGAGGGCUGUUUAUUUUAAAAAAUGAACUUUAAAUUAUUAUAUAUAUGAAAUGAAUGGGUAGGAUGAUUAAUAUCGAAUACAUGCAAUUAAAAUAUAUACAAACAGUCAAACAAAUUGAAGAGGUUAUAAUGGAAAAGAAUUCUGGGUUAUUAGCAAAAUUAAUAACAACAUAACAAGGCUAAAAGACAUUAGCUGGGAAUCUUAGCACAGAAAGUGACAACCAUUUUGUUUUUAAUGUUUUUCAAAAAGAACUUGAGGUGAAAAGUGUAACGUCUUUAUGUCUUGAGUACUUAGUCUGGUGGAUUCUUGCGCGUUGAUAAUACGCGUAGUAGCUCGGCAUAGAAGUUCAGUGUUACAGAUGUUGAACUAGGGUACAUUCUUGUACGAAUGGAGGAAAGCAAAUAACGUGACAUAUCUAACAGUUUAAAACAUGUUUUAUUUUUAUACGAUUAAUUCUGAAAUUUCCUAGCAUGUUAAUUAGUAGAGAGACGUUAAUGUGGAAUCCAUGCAAUGUGGCCGAUGUAGGAAUUGUCAAAUUACAUAGUUUUGACCAUACGUCCUUGCUAGUUUUACCUUAACUGUAAUUCUUUAUUGAUAACGAAAUAACAACUUGAAAGUCUAAAAAGAACUAUGGAAAGACUUGGUGCUUWUCGUUUAACAUCGACGCAAUAUUGGAUUCAUAAUUUCCGUCAAUUAGCAAUAUAAAAUAUUCGGGACAACAUAGCCUAGAGGACCUUCUCUCGGAAUAACAUGUUUAAGGGAAUAAAUAAUACAAUAUGAGUUUAAUGGGAGAUGUUUAUGUAAAGACAUGAACAGUACAAAUGUAUUUAUUUUUGUUUUCUGGUGGUAUAGAAAUAAAUCAUGCAUAUUUACAAGGUGAA